This is a messenger RNA of Pogonomyrmex barbatus (red harvester ant), 1152 nucleotides long. RefSeq names its product ubiquinone biosynthesis protein COQ9, mitochondrial (gene Coq9). Gene Ontology annotation, cellular component: mitochondrial inner membrane. Gene Ontology annotation, molecular function: lipid binding. Gene Ontology annotation, biological process: ubiquinone biosynthetic process. NCBI's taxonomy places the organism in Eukaryota, Metazoa, Arthropoda, Insecta, Hymenoptera, Formicidae. The record is from RefSeq and is a predicted model, not a curated record.
GGAAAUGCAAAAAUCGCGCGAUUAUCCGCUCCGAUAAGGUGCCACGCAUCCGCGGGAGCAGCUCGUACUUAUUUCCGGCCUUAAAAAUGUCACGGCGCAUUUGCCGGUGUAGAUAGCGCGGGCCCGCCUCGAAAUUCUCGUCGCGCCUCGAGAACGAAUAAUAUGCACUGAUAUUCCCUCCAGAAUAUUCUUAGCGAUCGCAACGGUGAGACUCGAGGCCGAGACGGUGAUAUGGCGAUGCUUCAUUCGUUACGUUCUGUCGGGAGUAGACUCGUAGCAGCCAGUUGUAGACGUUUAUGGACUUCCAGGACUUUGCUAGCCGAUCAAAUUGAAAAAGAUAAUGUCAGAAAGGAAUCGCAAGAAUCUACUUAUGAAGAAAAUGACGAGGAGUAUGAGAAAAAUAUUAAGAUAAAAAUACUUGGCGCUUCUCUAAAAUUUGUUCCUGAUAUGGGAUGGAGCAAACAAGCUAUAAGUGCCGGUGCUGAAUCAAUCGGAUAUCCGGGUGUGAUACACGGACUAUUUCCAAACGGUGGCGCAGAUUUAGUACAGCAUUUUUACUUUAUAUGCAACCAGCAAUUAAAUCAAAUCCUGAAGAAAGAAGCACUGGCCAUCGAAGCAAAUCCGCCGAGUCGGAAGACACCAGAACAACAAGUUCGCGAUGCCGUGGAAACACGGUUAAGAAUGGUGAUUCCCUACAAGAAAACCUGGCCACAAGCAAUGGCUAUUAUGACCUUACCGCCGAAUGUACCGACUGCUUUAGCGAAUUUAUUAACUUUAGUCGAUGAUAUUUGCUAUUAUGCCGGCGAUAGGUCUGUCGAUAUCAAUUGGUACGUUAGAAGAGUGAUACUAGCAACUAUUUACAAAACCACUGAAUUGUACAUGUUGCAAGAUACGAGUGAAGAUCACAGAGAAACCUGGCUAUUUCUAGAGAGAUUAAUAAAUGAUGCUGUACAAAUACAAACGGCGCUUUUCAUUUCCGCCAAACCAGACGAGACUCUAAACCGUGUUACAGAAACAGCUACUGCUGCUUUUAUAACGGCCCGAAAUAUACUUGGGUUGAAUUAAAACAUGUUAAAAAUAUUUAGGGAAUAGAGAAAUUCUAUAGAUGUUCUUAAAUAAGAAUAAUUAAAAUAUUUCUUAAUAAAAUUAAAA